CCCACCCUCCCCUCCGUGAACAGCUGACGACAACAACAACAAUGGCCAGCUCCAAUGGAUACUACUCUAAAUUCUAUUCGACUUUCUCCCGUUUCCGGAAAAGGAGCGUAUGGAGUGACUCUGGUAGAGUGCUCUUGGGGAUAAACGUGAUUCAGCUGUUCGAAAACCCUGACGCCAUCGACCGAGACUUGAGGACAGUGAAGCAGGCGGACGAAAUCCAGAACACCGGCAAACACCGCCUGAAGCUCAUGUUCUCUUACGACGAGUACGGGAACCUGAGCCCUGAGCUCUCUAUGGUUGUGCAAGGUUGCAUGUUGGGAGUUUUCACAGGAUCAAUAAUUGGAGGUACUAUCCACUCAAAAGAAAGUUUUGUUACAUUUAUUGAAAGAAACCAAGGAACUGCAUUUAGAAGCAACUUUGAGGCACAAAAAGAAUUACAGAAUAAGGUAACUCUAGGAUUUGGUCGAGGAGCAUGGAUGUGGGGGUGGCGAAUAGGUCUGUUCACGGGAUCCUUCGUGUUUUUUACUUCGACCAUAUCUGUUUACAGAGGGAAGUCUUCAAUUCUGGAGUACUUUGCAGCCGGUGGCAUUACUGGGACUGCAUACAAGUUGAAACAGGGACCUCGAGCAAUGGUAGCUGGUGGAAUAAUUGGAGCAGCUCUUGGCUCUAUAGCAGGAUGUAUAAAUCUUUCACUGAUGUAUCUUACAGGCACAUCAAUGGAAAAAAUUAGGUACUGGCGGUAUGAAUGGAAGGAAAAGUAUCAAGCUGAGAAACUAGAAGAAUUACGUAAGGCAAGAGUUGCUGAACUUAAUUCACUCACCAAGGCUCAUGAAGAAAGAACUAAUACAGAAGAAAUGGCUAGUAACACGCAAGACUUAUUGAAAGGUAUUGAUGACAAAGAAGAAAUAAAUACCAAAUAAACUGUGAUAAAACAAUUGUAGAAUUCUGAAGAUAUUGGUUAAAGCUGUGUAAUGUAUUGAUUAAAGCUGUAUAAUUCAA
Molecule: messenger RNA, 999 nt
Organism: Procambarus clarkii (red swamp crayfish)
Lineage: Eukaryota; Metazoa; Arthropoda; Malacostraca; Decapoda; Cambaridae
Gene: 140up
Product: RPII140-upstream gene protein
Cellular component (GO): mitochondrion
Source: RefSeq, a predicted model, not a curated record